UUUGCCAAUUUCCGUUUUGGUUUUGUCAUUGUAGUUUGGAGUUUUCUCACUGUUAUCAUGUUAUGCAACUUUAAGCUGAUUCUGCGGGUUAACAAUUGACAAUCUGACAGUGUGGUAAACAGGUUUGAUAAUCGCGAAUCUGAAAUAGUGUAAUAAUAUCACAUCCUGAUGGAGGGGAUUUUGGAGCAGCAGCGAGCUCUUCACGAAGAGCGCGAGCGUCUUGUGGAGACGAUGGCACAGGAGAUGGUCAAAGGCGAGACCAGCAAGAGCACGUAUCGUCAGCAGCUGAAUUCUGGCCAUCGUAUCAAGAUCAUGCAAGACCGUCACACGGAAGUGUGUGGACGGCUGGCCGAUCUGUACGAAGACAAGGACAAUCUGCGUCGCCAGGACAUUGCGGCUCUGACUAACGGGCCUUUCAACGAAUUCUACAAUCGACUGCGGGGUCUGCGGGAGUAUUACAGGAAGCAUCCCGAAGAAGUCAGCGUUCCGCUGUCGGUGCAAGUAGCGGCCUUUUCACGGCUGGGACUGGGCAACACGCCGUCGCGACAGGCAGCAGCGGGCGGGGAGGGCAGCGCUGAGCCAGAGGAAGAACUCUUAGUCUCGUUUUCCGACGAGGAAGCCCACGGGCGGUUUUUGGAUCUUCAUCUGCUCUAUGAAAAGUUCUUAAAUCUGAAAGGCAUUGUUCCUCCCAAUUUUUCCUAUCAUGAUUACCUCAAAGGAUUUUUUCGGCUGGAUGAGGUGCCACGCGACAGUAAGAACACUGCUGCUUAUCGCCAGUACGUGGAGGCCGUAUUCGAGUAUUUGGCUGAUUUCCUGUUCCGCACCAAACCUCUGACCGAUAUCAGAGCGGAGCUGGAUAACGUGGAGAAAGACGUGGAUUCAAAAUGGAGCAAAGGGCAAGUGCCUGGUUGGGGAAAAGGUCUGCAAUCCGCCCAGAGCGCUAACCAGGGAGUCCUGCUGGAUCUGCGCAGUUUCAGCGCUGUCGAAGAGAUUAUGGAGCUGGGUAUGGAGCGACUGAAGUCGGCACUAAUGGCGCUCGGCAUGAAGUGUGGUGGUACCUUGGAAGAACGGGCCAAGCGUCUGUGGUCAACGCGUGGCAAAUCUCCGGCUGAAAUUGACGCGAGUCUUCUUGUUGCUAAACCGUCUACCGCCCAGAAAAACCAGGAAGAUAGUCGGCAAAAAGAGCUGGCUGUUCUGGAGGCGAAAGUCAUGCAUUUGGCUACGCUGGUGGAACAAGAGCGCAAAUUAACGGAAGAGAACGUUGUGCGGAAGCAAGCUCGGGCUGGGCAGGAACGCGAAGAAGAGGAAGACGAUGUCGUGAAUGACGAAGAGGAUGAAGAAGACGAUGAUGAAGUUAUCUACAAUCCCAAGAAUUUACCGCUGGGCUGGGAUGGAAAACCGAUUCCCUACUGGCUCUACAAGCUGCAUGGUCUCAAUAUCAAUUAUCCUUGUGAAAUCUGUGGAAAUCAGGUGUACAGAGGACCGAAAGCAUUUCAGCGGCAUUUUAGUGAAUGGAGGCAUGCGCACGGAAUGCGAUGUCUCGGUAUUCCCAACACGGCCCACUUCGCUAAUAUUACACAUAUCGAAGAAGCCGUAAAAUUGUGGGAGAAGCUGAAGAAAGCGAAGAAUGCCGAUAAGUGGAAACCCGACGCCGAGGAAGAAUUUGAGGACUCAGCUGGGAAUGUAGUCAACCGGAAAACCUACGAAGAUCUUCGCCGUCAGGGACUGUUAUGAGUGGAAAGCAUCAUCACGUUGUUUCUUUUUUAUGGAUGUUAUGGGACUGUAUUUAAUAUGGCCGGUAUUUAGCUGCCUCGUGCGUUUGAGUUCAUUUGCGUUGUUUUCUGUGCAUCCCUUCGUUUGUUUCAACAUUCUCGGUACAAUUUGUCAAAGGGAAAUGAGCUGUUACUCUUUUUGGCUGUUGUUUGGUUAUCAUUGCCCUGGACUUGGUUCGCUAUGUUAUCCAUUGCGGUCGCCGCCGUAAUGAAAUUGCUUUCUCCUUGAA
Messenger RNA from Paramacrobiotus metropolitanus, 2002 nucleotides. Its product is annotated as splicing factor 3A subunit 3-like. Gene Ontology annotation, cellular component: spliceosomal complex; nucleus. Gene Ontology annotation, biological process: mRNA splicing, via spliceosome. Lineage: Eukaryota; Metazoa; Tardigrada; Eutardigrada; Parachela; Macrobiotidae. The transcript is spliced from 4 exons. The coding region runs from base 169 to 1734 and encodes 521 amino acids. The record is from RefSeq and is a predicted model, not a curated record. Gene Ontology annotation, molecular function: zinc ion binding; RNA binding.